CUCCCGCGCCACCUUCUUCUCUUCUCCCCUCCCUCCCUCCCUCCCCCCCGCUCCUCCUCUGUCUUCCACUCAUCCUCACACAACCUAGAAGAGCAGACGAGGCAGCUAGCUUCAGGUUCUUGGUCUCCGUUGAUCCUCUCCUCCCACCCAGACCCUGCUCGGCCUCUUCUCUCUUGCCGAGAGAGAGAGAGAGAGAGAGAGAGAGAGAUACAGGGGAGCCAGCUACCUCCGGCCGCCGCCAGGCAGGCAGAGAGGGAGGGCGCGCCCGGCAUUAUGGCGGCGGGGCAGCAGCAGGCGAGCGGCGGCGCCAAGCACGGGUGCGUGUGCGGGUUCCCCGUGUGCGCGUGCGCCGGCGCCGCGGCGGUGGCGUCCGCCGCGUCCUCCGCCGACAUGGACCGCGUGGCCGUGGCCGCCACCGAGGGCCAGAUCGGCGCCGUCAACGACGAGAGCUGGAUCGCCGUCGACCUCAGCGACGACGGCCUGUCCGCCGACGGCGCCGACCCGGGCGUCGCGCUCGAGGACCGCCCCGUCUUCCGCACCGAGAAGAUCAAGGGCGUCCUCCUCCACCCCUACAGGGUGCUGAUCUUCGUCCGGCUGAUCGCGUUCACGCUGUUCGUAAUCUGGCGCAUCUCGCACCGCAACCCGGACGCGCUGUGGCUGUGGGUGACGUCGAUCGCGGGCGAGUUCUGGUUCGGCUUCUCGUGGCUGCUGGACCAGCUGCCGAAGCUGAACCCGAUCAACCGCGUGCCGGACCUGGCGGCGCUGCGGCAGCGGUUCGACCGCGCGGGCGGGGGCGCCGGCGGAGGGACGUCGCUGCUGCCGGGGCUGGACGUGUUCGUGACGACGGCGGACCCGUUCAAGGAGCCGAUCCUGAGCACGGCCAACUCCGUGCUGUCCAUCCUGGCCGCCGACUACCCCGUGGAGCGCAACACGUGCUACCUCUCCGACGACUCCGGGAUGCUGCUCACCUACGAGGCCAUGGCGGAGGCCGCCAAGUUCGCCACCGUCUGGGUGCCCUUCUGCCGCAAGCACGGCAUCGAGCCGCGCGGCCCCGAGAGCUACUUCGACCUCAAGUCCCACCCUUACAUGGGCCGCUCCCAGGAGGACUUCGUCAACGACCGCCGCCGCGUGCGCAAGGACUACGACGAGUUCAAGGCGCGCAUCAACGGCCUCGACCACGACAUCAAGCAGAGGUCCGACGCGUACAACGCCGCCAGGGGGCUCAAGGACGGCGAGCCCAGGGCAACCUGGAUGGCCGACGGCACCCAGUGGGAGGGCACAUGGGUUGAGCCCUCCGAGAACCACCGCAAGGGAGACCACGCCGGCAUCGUACUGGUGCUUCUGAACCACCCGAGCCACAGCCGUCAGCUCGGCCCGCCGGCGAGCGCGGACAACCCGCUGGACUUGAGCAUGGUGGACGUGCGGCUCCCGAUGCUGGUGUACGUGUCCCGCGAGAAGCGGCCCGGGCACAACCACCAGAAGAAGGCCGGCGCCAUGAACGCGCUGACCCGGUGCUCCGCGGUGCUGUCCAACUCGCCCUUCAUCCUCAACCUGGACUGCGACCACUACAUCAACAACUCGCAGGCGCUGCGCGCGGGCAUCUGCUUCAUGCUCGGCCGCGACAGCGACACGGUGGCCUUCGUGCAGUUCCCGCAGCGCUUCGAGGGCGUGGACCCCACGGACCUGUACGCCAACCACAACCGCAUCUUCUUCGACGGCACGCUCAGGGCGCUGGACGGCAUGCAGGGCCCCAUCUACGUGGGCACGGGCUGCCUGUUCCGCCGCAUCACGCUCUACGGCUUCGACCCGCCGCGGAUCAACGUGGGCGGGCCGUGCUUCCCGGCGCUGGGCGGCAUGUUCGCCAAGGCCAAGUACGAGAAGCCCGGGCUGGAGCUCACCACCACCAAGGCCGCCGUGGCCAAGGGCAAGCACGGCUUCCUGCCCAUGCCCAAGAAGUCGUACGGCAAGUCGGACGCGUUCGCGGACACCAUCCCGAUGGCGUCGCACCCGUCGCCGUUCGCGGCCGCCUCGGCCGCCUCCGUCGUGGCGGACGAGGCGACCAUCGCCGAGGCCGUGGCGGUGUGCGCGGCGGCGUACGAGAAGAAGACCGGGUGGGGCAGCGACAUCGGGUGGGUGUACGGCACGGUGACGGAGGACGUGGUGACGGGGUACCGGAUGCACAUCAAGGGGUGGCGGUCCCGCUACUGCUCCAUCUACCCGCACGCCUUCAUCGGCACCGCCCCCAUCAACCUGACGGAGCGGCUGUUCCAGGUGCUCCGCUGGUCGACGGGUUCCCUGGAGAUCUUCUUCUCCCGGAACAACCCGCUGUUCGGGAGCACGUUCCUGCACCCGCUGCAGCGCGUGGCGUACAUCAACAUCACGACGUACCCGUUCACGGCCAUCUUCCUCAUCUUCUACACGACGGUGCCGGCGCUGUCGUUCGUGACGGGGCACUUCAUCGUGCAGCGGCCCACCACCAUGUUCUACGUGUACCUGGCCAUCGUGCUGGGCACGCUGCUGAUCCUGGCCGUCCUGGAGGUGAAGUGGGCGGGCGUGACGGUGUUCGAGUGGUUCAGGAACGGGCAGUUCUGGAUGACGGCCAGCUGCUCCGCGUACCUGGCCGCGGUGUGCCAGGUGCUGGUGAAGGUGGUGUUCAGGCGGGACAUCUCGUUCAAGCUGACGUCGAAGCAGCCCGCGGGGGACGAGAAGAAGGACCCCUACGCAGACCUGUACGUGGUGCGCUGGACCUGGCUCAUGGUGACGCCCAUCAUCAUCAUCCUCGUCAACAUCAUCGGCUCCGCCGUGGCCUUCGCCAAGGUGCUGGACGGCGAGUGGACGCACUGGCUCAAGGUGGCCGGCGGCGUCUUCUUCAACUUCUGGGUGCUCUUCCACCUCUACCCUUUCGCCAAGGGCAUCCUGGGGAGGCACGGCAAGACCCCCGUGGUGGUGCUCGUCUGGUGGGCCUUCACCUUCGUCAUCACCGCCGUGCUGUACAUCAACAUCCCCCACAUCCACGGGCCAGGCGGCAAGCACGGCGGCGCGAUCGGAAGGCACGGCGGCGACGCACACCACCAUGGCAAGAAGUUCGACGGCUACUACCUCUGGCCGUGAAGCGCCGAGCAGCCAGCAUCGUCAUGCAUGCACAUAUACCGCCUGCCCUGAUGGUGACGAUGGUGAGCCGCCAAGGUGAAGACUGAAGAGUACGUUCCCGUUCAUCCAUCCAUCGUCUCCUUAGUACUGCUGCCCGGUGAUUAGUCGAUGAAGAGUGAAGGUGAAGGCUACCCACACACACACAUUUGGUCGACGUACCCGCCAAAAUUUGAAUUUUUUUUCUUCCCCCUUCUUCCUUCUCAUUCUUUUUUCUUUUAGUUUUGUCCAGAAAUCGAAAGGUGUGUUGAUUUGAUUUAGUUUUUUUAAUUACCGUGCCCCGUGGUAAUUAAUUAUGUACGUACUUAUAUAUAUAUACAUUACGCCGAAGAGGAAGGAGCACUUUGUAUAAGAGAGGAAUGGGGAACGUACUUAUGGGUGGGGGGCCGGGGUGUCAGCGUCUGCCUGUCUGUACUGUACAUGGCUUAGAGGAGUCACAUGCAGAGAGGGAGGGCCCUGGCUUUGGGGUGGUAUUCUUUUGGUACAUGGAUCAAGAAUAAAUUGAAUUUCAUUCUUGUUGUUUGGAAAAGAGGUGUACACCCUCCUCCCUCCUGGACUCUGGUUCCUGUGGAGAGUAUGUAUCUUUAUUAUUACUGAUGUACCACCUGUGUGUUGUCGGUACUGUAAUUGGAUAGUAAGUACUACACUGAUCUGCUGGUCUAAUCAAUGUUGUUGUUUUAUAUGGAUAAUAAUAAUGAUUAGUAAGUCAAUGGUGAACA
Messenger RNA from Zea mays, 3866 nucleotides. Its product is annotated as probable mixed-linked glucan synthase 6. The transcript is spliced from 3 exons. Gene Ontology annotation, molecular function: cellulose synthase (UDP-forming) activity. Gene Ontology annotation, cellular component: membrane. NCBI's taxonomy places the organism in Eukaryota, Viridiplantae, Streptophyta, Magnoliopsida, Poales, Poaceae. Bases 274 to 3111 code for a protein of 945 amino acids. Gene Ontology annotation, biological process: cellulose biosynthetic process. The record is from RefSeq and is marked validated.